Gossypium raimondii (Peruvian cotton) is the source of this 1314-nucleotide messenger RNA. RefSeq names its product protein VTE6, chloroplastic. Gene Ontology annotation, cellular component: chloroplast inner membrane. NCBI's taxonomy places the organism in Eukaryota, Viridiplantae, Streptophyta, Magnoliopsida, Malvales, Malvaceae. The record is from RefSeq and is a predicted model, not a curated record. The transcript has 5 exons. Bases 38 to 1006 code for a protein of 322 amino acids.
UCGUUACGCAAAAAGGAAAAAAAAAAAAAAACAGCUCAUGAAAAUGGCAUGGUCAAAUACUCUGCUUCAGAUUCACAUCAAAUCCCCUUCGAUCCCUUCUCUCCAUUUCCCACAUACCCUCCCAAAAAGCUCCCCAUUCCUUCUUAAUCCUAACCCUAUAAAUCCCAUUCCCAGAUCCCUCAGAAUGCAAUUCCUUCACAGACCCAACGCUGUCCCACUCGUAUCAAGAGCCAUGGACAUCAUCCAAUCGUCUCCUCCCACGUGGCAAUCCGCAGUCCUCAGUAACCUCUUGAUCUUCGUCGUCGGCACCCCACUUUUAGUGGCGGGGCUUUCUCUCUCCGGAAUUUGUGCUGCGUUCUUGCUUGGCACUCUCACUUGGCGCGCUUUUGGCUCCCCUGGGUUUCUCCUCGUUGCUUCGUACUUCGUUAUUGGAACCGCAGUAACAAAAGUGAAAAUGGCUCAAAAGGAGGCCCAAGGGAUUGCGGAGAAGAGGAAAGGAAGAAGAGGACCUGGGAGUGUAAUUGGGUCCAGUGCUGCUGGUUGUGUAUGUGCUGUUCUAACAAUAUAUGGAGUUGGAGGAGAGGCAUUUACACGUCUUUGGCAACUUGGUUUUAUUGCUAGUUUCUGUACUAAGUUGAGUGAUACAGUGUCCAGUGAGAUUGGGAAAGCAUAUGGCAAAACAACGUACCUGGUGACAAACUUUCAGAUUGUUCCUAGGGGAACAGAAGGAGCUGUCAGUGUUGAAGGAACUGUUGCUGGACUUCUGGCAUCUAUGCUGCUUGCCACUAUUGGUUGUCUAUUGGGUGAGAUAAAUGUACCUGAGGUAUUGAUAUGUGUAAUAGCAUCCCAGAUUGCUAAUCUUGGUGAGAGCAUAAUUGGUGCUGCAUUCCAAGGGAAAGAAGGAUUUCGUUGGCUGAACAAUGAUGCUGUUAAUGUCAUCAACAUAUCCAUAGGCUGCAUUUUGGCAGUCUUAAUGCAACAACUACUCCAAAACUGGCAAAUGUAAGUUCACCCCAUCAUCUCUUUUGCGAUGUCAGGUAAUUAUUGCAGAGUUCAUCGACACUGCAAUCGACAUAUUGCAAUGUGGGGAAAAGAAGAAGAAGAAAGAGAAAGUCUUCAAUGUAAUGCAAGAGAUGAGCACAAAGGUGCAACAAUUAUAGCAAUGAUUUUGCUAAAUGAUAUGGAAAAUCAUUAGCAUAACCGUUUGUUCCAUGAGUAUAUUUUAAAAAGGCUUCUCUCUUUUAUAGUCUUGGUAUUCAAAGAUGUGUUCCUUUUAUCAAUCUCCAGUUAGAAAUGAAUUAGAUGCUUUUUAAA